AUGUAUGGAUUAUUGCUAGAAAAUUUAUCAGAAUAUGUAAAAGCGAUUUAUGGCGAUGAAAAAUGGGACGAAAUUAGGAGACAAGCUGGCAUUUCCUCAACAUCAUUUAGUGUUCAUGAAGAUUAUGAUGAAGACCUGCUCAAUAAACUCGCAACUACUGCACAAGAUGUUUUAGGAGUAACCGAAAAGGAAUUUAUGGAUGAGAUGGGUGUCUACUUUGUAAAUUUCGUCAGUCAAUAUGGAUACGAUAGAGUUUUAUCUGUACUUGGACGGCAUAUGCGAGAUUUUCUGAAUGGUUUAGACAACCUACAUGAAUAUCUCAAGUUUAGUUAUCCAAUGAUGAGAGCACCAUCUUUUUUCUGUGAAAAUGAAACCAGGCAUGGCCUAACUUUACAUUAUCGAACAAGAAGAAAAGGAUUUGUAUAUUAUACAAUGGGACAGAUACGACAAGUUGCUCGUCACUUUUAUAAUAAGGAUAUGCAAAUUGACUUAGUCAAAUCAGAUUUUUUAGGAGAAACUAAUCACUAUACAUUUCAAUUGUCCUUCGAUAAUCGAGCUUUUUCAUUAGCCUCAUUGGCAAUGACCCGCGAAGAAAAACAUCUACCUAUUAGUGCAUCAGUAUUAUUUGAUAUAUUUCCAUUUUGCAUUAUUUUUGGUUCCGAUAUGGUAGUUCGAAGUCUAGGAAACUCGUUGAUGGUAAUUAUGCCAGAGUUGAUUAACAAAAGAAUUAUCGACUGGUUCGAUUUAAGACGACCUUUAAUUGCCUUCAAAUUUCAAACAAUACUAAAUAGGACCAAUAAUAUAUUCGAACUUGUCACUGUUCUAUCGGUAUGUGCUGGUGAUCAACGAAAAACUGAACAAAUUAUGUUAAAAGAGAGUGAAGGUGAAGAAGAAACUGAAAACAGAUUAAGAUUGAAAGGCCAAAUGAUUUACAUGAAGGACUGGCGGUUAAUAAUGUUUCUUGGAACACCAGUUAUGCCAAAAUUGUCUUCACUUUUGUCAACUGGUCUCUACAUAAACGAUUUAUCGAUGCACGAUUUUAGCAGAGAUAUUCUUCUAGCAGGAACUCAACAGUCUGUGGAGUUGAAACUAGCUCUAGAUCAAGAACAGCAGAAAUCAAAAAAACUAGAAGAAUCAAUGCGAAAACUGGACGAAGAAAUGCGCAGAACAGAUGAAUUACUCUACCAAAUGAUUCCUAAACAAGUGGCUGAUAGACUUCGAAGAGGAGAAAAUCCCAUAGAUACUUGUGAGAUGUUUGACAGCGUUUCAAUAUUGUUUUCGGAUGUUGUCACGUUCACCGAAAUUUGUAGUAGAAUUACUCCCAUGGAGGUGGUCUCGAUGUUAAAUGCAAUGUAUUCAAUAUUUGAUACUCUUACGGAACGAAAUAACGUUUACAAAGUUGAGACAAUUGGAGAUGCUUACAUGGUUGUGUCUGGUGCUCCUGAAAAAGAACAAAAUCAUGCCGAAAAAGUUUGCGAUAUGGCAUUAGACAUGAUUGAGGCAAUAACCGAUUUGGAGGAUCCAUCAACGGGGCAGCAUCUUAAAAUUAGAGUUGGAGUUCAUUCAGGCGCUGUUGUUGCUGGAAUUGUAGGUCUCAAAAUGCCUCGGUACUGUUUAUUUGGCGACUCUGUCAAUACAGCAAGUCGAAUGGAAUCAACAAGUGCUGCUAUGAAAAUUCACAUAUCGCAAACCACUCGAAAUUAUUUAACAGAUAAUUACAAAGUUUCAGAACGAGGGGAAAUUGAAGUUAAAGGAAAAGGAAUCAUGAAAACAUAUUGGCUCGAUUAUCGUGAAAACCGUCGAUCUUUAGCUCAAUCAAAUAAAAGUCCUGUUAAAGCAAUUGAAUACAAUUAUGAUCGUCGUAUGAGUAUGCCUCAAUAUAUGUUAUACAACAAAACCGAAAGUAAUAUUGACGAAAGGCGAGUUUAUUCGCCAAUAACGUUUGAAGAUGUUGCUAGACGUUCUAUAAUCAAUUCGCCCAUUCGAAAUAUUUUUAGUGCACAUGGGCGAGUAUCACGCUCAAAUUCUACGGGUCAUGCUUUCAUGCAAAGCCCAAGCGAUGUAUUUGGAUCUCUUAUUACUGAUACUGAAGAAUUUUUAGAAGAUUUACAAAAUAGAAACUCACCUGGUUCGGGUUUUUUUUCUCCUAUAUCAACUCCAUUAUCCGUUUAUAGUCAACCAUCAGCAUCUUAUCGCAUGUCGAAAGUACGUAGUAAGAAACAAACUGCUGGACAGUUUAUGGAAGAAGAAAUUGAUUUAUUAAAUACAAAGAAAAAACCCCAACCUUCUGCACCAAUAUUAAGCAAGAAUGACUCAAUGACAACAGCCCAAAAUAAUAAAACACAAAGCUUUAAAACUAACUGUGAAAAAGGAAUUCUGAAAAGUAAUUUAAAAGGCAAUAAAUUUAAUAAGGAAGAAUCACAAAAAAAAGCUUUAGAAAAUUUAGAUGAAAUGGUAAAAAGUAUAUAUGAUACUGAUAUUCCGGGGAUGUGUUAUCCUCCUCCUCCGAACUCUAAAUCGGAGGGUAACAUAGGAUACCUUCAAGGUGUUUAUAGUCAUGGUGAAUAUUGUUCGAACAAUUAUCGACAGCAUCGAUUUAUACCAAACAGUCAUAGCUUUACUUACAAUAAGGACCAUCACUGUUGUAAUGGUUGUCACAAUGCAAAUGGCCGACAUCAUCAUAAGCUUUAUCAUCCGAACGGAAAUUGCUGCAUAUUGUAG
Messenger RNA from Chironomus riparius, 2721 nucleotides. The record is from the annotation of a GenBank genome assembly. Lineage: Eukaryota; Metazoa; Arthropoda; Insecta; Diptera; Chironomidae.